Molecule: messenger RNA, 4410 nt
Organism: Elgaria multicarinata webbii
Lineage: Eukaryota; Metazoa; Chordata; Lepidosauria; Squamata; Anguidae
Product: deleted in malignant brain tumors 1 protein-like
Exons: 22
Coding region: 123-4259 (1378 amino acids)
Biological process (GO): zymogen activation
Cellular component (GO): plasma membrane
Molecular function (GO): serine-type endopeptidase activity
Source: RefSeq, a predicted model, not a curated record
GGCAUCCAGACUCAAAGCAAUCCAUCCAACUGAGGAAUCUGCUCCCAACUGAAUCUCUGGGACCAAUACCUGCCUAUGCUCUCCCUGCUUUGGUGAGACAUCAAGUAGAGGGGCUGAGAGAGAUGGCAAUGAUCCUUUAUCUCCUGACUUGUCUUUGGGAUGUAGGUUUGACCUCCGACACAAGCCGAGUUGAGAUCAGGCUGGUAAACGGUCCCGAUCACUGCAGUGGAAGAGUUGAAUUGUUCCAUAAUGGCGAGUGGGGCACCAUCUGCGAUGAUAAUUGGGAUAUCAGUGAUGCCAGCGUUGUAUGCCAGCAGUUGGGUUGUGGUUUUGCAAGAUCAGCCCUAGGCGAAGCACAAUUUGGAAGGGGAACUGGUCCCAUCUUGCUGGAUGAAGUCCAGUGUACAGGAACUGAACCAGCACUCAAUGAAUGUCCAGCAAAUACUUGGGGAGAUCAUAACUGCAAUCAUGGAGAAGAUGCUGGCAUUGUGUGCUCGUCUGCUCCUACUGAGAUGACAGCCCUGCCCACUGUGGAAGGAUGGUUACGGACAACAUCAGAAGUCCACUCCUCAGAUGUAGGUUUGACCUCCGACACAAGCCGAGUUGAGAUCAGGCUGGUGAACGGUACCGAUCACUGCAGUGGAAGAGUUGAAUUGUUCCAUAAUGGCGAGUGGGGCACCAUCUGUGAUGAUAAUUGGGAUAUCAGUGAUGCCAGCGUUGUAUGCCAGCAGUUGGGUUGUGGUUUUGCAAGAUCAGCCCUAGGCGGAGCACAAUUUGGAAGGGGAACUGGUCCCAUCUUGCUGGAUGAAGUCCAGUGUACAGGAACUGAACCAGCACUCAAUGAAUGUCCAGCAAAUACUUGGGGAGAUCAUAACUGCAAUCAUGGAGAAGAUGCUGGCAUUGUGUGCUCGUCUUCUCCGAGAGACACAGCCAUCUUGCCCACUGCAGAAGAACGGCGAAGCACCAUUUCAGAACUCGACACCUCAGAUGUAGGUUUGACCUCCGACACAAGCCGAGUUGAGAUCAGGCUAGUGAAUGGUACCGAUCACUGCAGUGGAAGAGUUGAAUUGUUCCAUAAUGGCGAGUGGGGCACCAUUUGUGAUGAUAAUUGGGAUAUCAGUGAUGCCAGUGUUGUAUGCCAGCAGUUGGGUUGCGGUGUUGCAAGAUCAGCCCUAGGCGAAGCACAAUUUGGAAGGGGAACUGGUCCCAUCUGGUUGGAUGAAGUCCAGUGUACAGGAAUAGAGCCAGCACUUAAUCAAUGCCAAAGAAAGUCUUGGGGCGAACAUGACUGCAGUCAUGGAGAAGACGCUAGCAUUGUGUGUGCAUCUGCGCCUACUGAGAUGACAGCCCUGCCCACUGUGGAAGGAUGGUUACGGACAACAUCAGAAGUCCACUCCUCAGAUGUAGGUUUGACCUCCGACACAAGCCGAGUUGAGAUCAGGCUGGUAAACGGUCCUGAUCACUGCAGUGGAAGAGUUGAAUUGUUCCAUAAUGGCGAGUGGGGCACCAUCUGUGAUGAUAAUUGGGAUAUCAGUGAUGCCAGCGUUGUAUGCCAGCAGCUGGGUUGCGGUGUUGCAAGAUCAGCCCUAGGCGGAGCACAAUUUGGAAGGGGAACUGGUCCCAUCUUGCUGGAUGAAGUCCAGUGUACAGGAACAGAACCAGCACUCAAUGAAUGUCCAGCAAAUACUUGGGGAGAUCAUAACUGCAAUCAUGGAGAAGAUGCUGGCAUUGUGUGCUCGUCUUCUCCGAGAGACACAGCCAUCUUGCCCACUGCAGAAGAACGGCGAAGCACCAUUUCAGAACUCGACACCUCAGAUGUAGGUUUGACCUCAGACACAAGCCGAGUUGUGAUCAGGCUAGUGAACGGUCCCGAUCACUGCAGUGGAAGAGUUGAAUUGUUCCAUAAUGGCGAGUGGGGCACCAUCUGUGAUGAUAAUUGGGAUAUCAGAGAUGCCAGUGUAGUAUGCCAGCAGCUAGGCUGUGGCGUGGCAAUAUCAGCCCCAGGAGGAGCACGAUUUCGAAGGGGUACUGGCGCCAUCUGGUUGGAUGAUGUCCAGUGCAGAGGAACAGAACAAGCACUCAAUCAGUGCUCAGCAAGGUCUUGGGGAGUGCAUAACUGCAAUCAUGGAGAAGAUGCUGGUGUUGUGUGCUCAUCAGCUCCUCCUGCUAUGGCAGCCUUGCCCACUGUGGAAGGAUGGCUACAGACCACUUCAGAACUCCAAACAUCAGCCCUCCCUACUGACACAGCAACCUCGCCCAAUGUAGAAGAAUGGGUACUGACCGACACUUCAAAACUCCAUAGCUCAGAUGAGGAUUUGACCUCAGCCAGAGUCCCAGCUGAGAUCAGGCUGGUGGAUGGUCCCAGUCGCUGCAGUGGAAGAGUUGAGUUGUUCCAUAAUGGUGAAUGGGGCACCAUCUGUGAUGAUAGUUGGGAUAUCACAGAUGCCAGCAUUGUAUGCCAGCAGCUGGGCUGUGGUGUUGCAAUAUCAGCCCUAAGUGAAGCACAAUUUGGAAGGGGAACUGGUCCCAUCUGGCUGGAUGAAGUCCACUGCACAGGGGCAGAAGCAGCACUCAAUCAAUGCCCAAGAAGCUCGUGGGGAAAUCAUGACUGCAACCAUGGAGAAGAUGCUGGCAUUGCAUGCGCAUCCAUCCCUGCUGAAAUGGUAACAUCGCCUGAUGUAGAAAAAUGGUUACUGACCGACACUUCAGAACACCAAACCACAGCUAUCCCUGCUGAAAUUGUAACAUUGCCUGAUGUAGAAGAAUGGGCAUUGAGCGACACUUCAGAACAUCCUAGCCCAGAUGUCCCUACUGAAACUGUAACAUCUCCCAACAUGGAAGAAUGGGUACAGACCGACACUUCAGAACGCCAAACCUCAGAUGUAGGUUUGACCUCAGAAAUAGGCCCUGUUGAGAUCAGGCUUAUGAAUGGUCCCAGUCGCUGCAGUGGAAGGAUUGAAUUGUUCCAUAAUGGUGAAUGGGGCACCAUCUGUGAUGAUGGCUGGGAUAUCAGAGAUGCCAGUGUAGUAUGCCAGCAGCUAGGCUGUGGUGUUGCAAGAUCAGCCCCAGGAGGAGCACGAUUCGGAAGAGGAAAUGGUCCCAUCUGGCUGGAUGAUGUCCAGUGCACAGGAACAGAACCAGCACUCAAUCAGUGCCGAACAAAAUCUUGGGAAGAGCAUAACUGCAAUCACAGAAAAGACGCUGGCGUCAUGUGCUCAUUUGUUCCUACUGACAUGGCAGUGUUGCCCACUGUACAAGGAUGGCUGCAGACCACUUCCAAACUCCAAACAUCAGCCCUAUCUAAAGAUAUGUCAGUCUCACAUACUGAGGAAGGAUGGCUACAGAACUCUUUAGAACUGCUUGCACCAGAUGCAGUUUGGGAUUCAAAAACUGCAAGCCCAUUCUCAGAGUCAGGUAACAUCCGGCUGGUGAACGGUCCAAGUCGCUGCAGUGGAAGGGUUGAAUUGCUCAUUCAUGGUGAGUGGAGCACUGCAUGUGAUGUCGGCUGGGGCAUGGAGGAAGCCGGAGUUGUAUGCCGGCAACUGGGCUGUGGAGAAGCAAGACUUGCCCCAGGUGGAGCACGUUUUGGAAGAGGAACUGGCCCCAUCUGGCAGAAUGAAGUCCUAUGCACAGGAGGAGAAUCCUCACUCAGUCAAUGUACAGCAAUCCCUUGGGGAUCAUAUUCCUGCUACCAUGGAGAAGAUGCCGGUGUUGUGUGCUCAGGUGUGGGUUGGGACUCAAAUAUUCCAAGCUCAUACUCAGGCCCAGGUGAGAUCCGGCUGGUGAAUGGUCCAAGUCGCUGCAGUGGAAGGGUUGAAUUGCUCCAUAAUGGCGAAUGGAGCACUGCUUGUGAUGUCGGCUGGGGCAUGGAGGAAGCCAGAGUUGUAUGUCGGCAACUGGGCUGUGGAGAAGCAAGACUUGCCCCAGGUAGAGCAUGUUUUGGAAGAGGAACUGGCUCCAUCUGGCAGAAUAAAGUCCUAUGCACAGGAAAAGAAUCCUCACUCAGUCAAUGUGCAGCAGUCCCUUGGGGAUCAUAUUUCUGCUACCAUGGAAAAGAUGCUGGUGUUGUCUGCUCAGAGCACCACUUCAAGGAGCAAUUGCCAAAACCAACCAUGAAACCAUGUCUGGGGAAAAUUGAAUCUAAGCUUGAUCAAAUUGAUGACAACGUUCAGCAAAUAAAGAAGAGUCAGGAACGCCUAGAAAACGUCUUCCGAAAUAUUCUCCAACACCGACCUCCAAUUCCAGAACUACCCAAAUAGUGAAAGACAAAAUUGUAUCAAGCGUUUCAUUCAAAGUUCCAUUUUCACUUUUUUGUUUUUGGGUUUGGUUUGUUCAAUUUAAAUUGUUGUUGAUUUUAUGGGAUUUCUUCACAUUGAAAUUCUGAGCAAUAAAGUCAUGCAUCAAAUUCAA